CAUGGCGACAUCAUUCGUGCCAUCGAUAUUACGUCCUGACUAUACGUGGCCUUGUCGGGCUCCGUUCACUGUCUCCCCAGCCACACCUCCAGUACCUCGUGUUUCCUGGAAACCCAUCAGGCUAGCAUGGGGUCUCGUGCACAGAGCGCUACGCUACUUCUCCCAGUGGUACUGCUCGUGGUUCGGAAUCCGUUUCGACUACAAUAUCAUCCCACUGCCAUUCGGACUCGUGAUUAAAUGGACAGACCGCAGCAGCGUCGAGGAAGCGGUCGCUACACAGAUGGCAAGAGCCGGUGGAUUACCUGUGCCAAAAGUUCUGAAUUAUGGCGAACAUCCUUUUCCAGAUUGCUGCCGAAGAGUCUCGAUCCUGAUGACUCGGCUUCCAGGGAUCACUCUUGGUGGUUAUAUCGAUCCAGAAUAUAAUCCGGAAACAGAAGAGCCCUGGCUGCAGGAGCUGAAGACGUGCGUGCAUGCCAUGCGCAUGUGGACGCCUCCCGCCUCCCGCCAAAAUUGGGUCUCGUCGCCGCUCGGAACUUGCCUACGAAGUUCACGUGUUCCCUGCCAUAUCAUGGGACCAUUUGGAAACCAAACCCAGCUCCACAAUUUUCUUCUUUCUCCAGCCUCAAGCCAUGCUUUCAAGUCUCAAGCUGAGUUCGAAAAGGCUAUGGCAGUAGCAAGGAAGCUCGACCAACGCAGGUACAGGAUGGUUUUCACCCAAGGAGACUUCAUGGCCCACAAUAUUCUUGUGGGUGACGACGGUCAUCUCUCCGGAAUGCUAGACUGGGAGUCUGCCGGCUGGUAUCCGGAGUACUGGGAGUACACUACGGCCAUGCGAUUUGGAAGGGAUUCAUGGUGGUUCAGAGCGCAUCUGGAGGAACUGGACUAUGAUCGUGCCUUGAACAGUUUGACGGUGGACACCUAUGCCUACUUCUGAGGCAGGUUGCGUUGGCAUCUUACGAGCGGCCGUUCAUGGUCUUACUUUUCAUCACCUGAUGCACAUCUCAGAGAAACUCAAUUCCAAGACCUGACUGUGCAUAAAGAGACACCGAC
Molecule: messenger RNA, 1050 nt
Organism: Aspergillus brunneoviolaceus CBS 621.78
Lineage: Eukaryota; Fungi; Ascomycota; Eurotiomycetes; Eurotiales; Aspergillaceae
Product: aminoglycoside phosphotransferase family protein
Exons: 2
Source: RefSeq, a predicted model, not a curated record